CUAUUUAUAGCGCUAUCAGCCAGUGGUUUCCACCAUCGUUUUUCAUCCCUACCUUCACCAAGAAGAUACCCAAUAUAGUAUUUCGAUCCAAGGAAAAUCAAAACGAUUGUUGCUAACCGUGAUGUAAGAUGCAUUGUAGACAUGUCUGAUUUUUCUUUUUUUUAUUUUAUGGGGGAAACCACUUCUAAAUUAUCGCGGACGCUUGUACUUGAAUCGUUCAUGUUUUGGUAUGCGCGGAUUAUCUUUGGAAUUCCUCCAAUGUGAAGUGUGCAGAGAAAAUAUCAAAACGAGUUACUUUCAGUUAUAAAUUUUUAUGAAUCAUUGUUGCUCCGAUCUCACAAGUAUAAAUUGUUUACAUUCCGAUGGGUUAAGCAUUUUAAAAUGAAUGUUUUUUUGCAUUAAUUUUUGCUUUUCUGGAUGGAUUGGAAGUAUAAAUAUGGCAUGUAUAGGAAUUAGCAAGAUUCCACCUGUUUUCUUUUGAGUAAUGGUAAUGCAUUUCUUUAAUUACUUGAUCUUUGAUAUUCGAACCAAGCCCAAGAAUGCUUCAAAAAGAAAAAUAGAUGGAUGGAAAAAGCUUAGGGUCAAAACGGGGUACAAUGCAGUUUCACGCCUGGCAUCCGUGCUCGGUUUCUGUUGCAAGGAUGCAAGGAACAGUAUGAGUGAGAGCAUCGAAGUGACUGUUCUGCCCGUCCCUGUUGAAUCCAUGCUGUAUUACUACGGCAGCAUCUCUCGUGAGACAGCUGAGUGGAUCUUAUGGGAUAGAGGCUGUAAAGAUGGCAUGUAUCUGUUGAGGGAGAGCAACUCUGACUAUGUGCUAUCACUUUGUUACCAAAAGAGUGUUCUUCACUACCGCAUCAAGAAACUGAGCUCUGGAGAAGUGGGGUUAUGUGGAGUACCUCGCCAAAAAUUUGCUGGCCCCGUGGAGCUAGUUCAGGGUGUUGAGGGGCUGGCUUGCAAGCCUACAUUACCCUGCAAUAAAUCAUUAGACUCUGUCCUGCCUCUUACACAUUGGGGAGUAACAGAAGAGACUAUUAGGAAGGCCAUUUUAAAAAAAGCAAAGGAAUGGGGCAUAGAUGAAGAUAAAUUGGACACUAGCCUAACUGAAAAUUAUAGUGACAUCAAAUUACUUAUUACCAAGACAUUGCAUGAGAUUCAGCCGUGGUUUCAUGGUCCAUUGUCUCGAAUUGAAGCAGAAAGGAGCAUUGAAGAGAGUGGCCAUAAAGAUGGAAAGUUUUUAGUUCGGGAGAGGGAUGAUAGCAGCUAUGCUUUAUGUUUAAGCCAUUCUGGACGCAUUAAACAUUAUAAGAUUGAUGUUCUGCCUUCUGGAGAGUUUGCCAUUCAAGAUGGACAACGCUUUCCUAGCAUCAUGGCUCUUGUGAGUCAUUAUACAUUAUUCAGUGAUGGCUUAUGGUGUUCCUUACAAGAUCCUUGUGUAGUCCCUCCUCGCCGAUCGAGUGAAACCAGUGCUUCUCGAUCUAGAACCUCUGAUAGUUCAUCCAAUAACAGGACUAGUAGUUCUAAUCACCAUCAGAGCUCUAGUAGUGGAACUCUGGAACGUAACAAAUCCUCUUCUUUGCGGCAAGGUUCUGCAAAUGCGGAUUCUGGCUCGCCUCCUUCAAAGGCUAGCCGUUUCCUCAACAGUCUCAACCAGAGAAAAUUGUUCUCCAAAAUAUUUUCCACUGUUGCACCUCAGUUCUCACAAACUCUCCCACAGAACUCAAGUCUCUCGAAUCCAUCCACUUCCAAUAGACGGACUAGCCUGUACCCGUCGCUGAGCGACGAUAACCUUGAGGGUGGUGAUCUUACUCGAUCUGUGCGUUCUCGAUUGUCACCUGAGUUGAUUGGCAAUCAUCCCUCAACCCCUCCCACUUGUUCUCGAAAGAGUUCCUUAGUGAAUAAUGUUCCAUUUAAGGAGGGGAAGAAGGGGAACAUUCAGAAAGCGUCAAGCUUUGACUUCUUACCAGCAUUCUUAUCCCUUUUUAUAUAUGGGGAUGGAACAGCUACUUCUGAACGUAAAAGUAAGAAAGGUACACCAGAGACUUGUCAUCGCAAGACAAAAAUAGAGAGAGAUAAACAUAGUGACUGUCAGACCAACUGUAAUGGUCACAGCCUCUCAAGGACUAUUUUGGAAGAUAGUAAUGGCUCUCGAAAGUCGGUACCUGUUCCAGCACCACGUCUAUCAUUGGCUAAAAAACCUUGUAAGUGGAAUGGACCUGUUUAUGCAAACAGAGAAGCUUUGGCGACAACUGGUCGAUCCAUCAGUCUAGGUGAGGAUGCCUCAAUGGAGGAGGCUGUUUCUGACAGACCUGCUAUGAAUGGUCUACCUAUUCCUCAGCCAUUCAUUCGAAGUGCCUCUUCGCCAUCUGUUGUAUCCCAUGCGAGGAUACGGAAUCAACUUUCUUCUAUACCAAUGCGAUUGUCCUCAUCGGAAGGAGGUAGUUGUGAGCCAGUUCUCACAGUGGUUAGAACUUCCUCAUUGAAUGAACAGCUGGAUGCUCAUCCUGUUCCAAAGCCCAGGAAAAAAUUGCCAGUUGCAGAAAACCGAACAGAGACCAGCUGUGAUUCGUGUGCCUCGGUAGACAGUAGCACUUCUCCUACACUGACAGAAAUUUCAGAAUUUGGAAUGGAGUCUUUUAGUGAAGAUAUAUUCCCAAGUGAUAUUGCUGCAGAUGAGAAAGACUUAUUGCAAGAUAGUGGUUCUAUAUUGAAAUCUGAAACUAGCACUUCAAUCUCUGCUUCUGUGAAUAAUGAUGAGAUGCCUGUCACUGUCAUCUCUGAUUUGUACAAAGACUUUGUUCACAGUGAUCUCAGUAGCAGUGAUUCUAACAAUAGAACAGACUCUCAACAGAUUGUGAAUGGGACAAUAGAUGAUGCAUCUUCGGUAUAUGCCACUUUGAGUGGCAGCAGUGAUGUUAUAUGUUUGCUUAGCAAUGAUGUUCCGUCUCCACCGUCUUCCACAUCUGCAAAUCAAGGGACAAAUUGUCCUGAGGGAAUUUUAGUUGACAUAGAUAUUAGUGAUACAACCACUUUGUCCAGGGAGGAAUCUGAUUUGGCUUAUCUCACCUUGAGGCAAUGCCGAAGAGGCCCUCUGAACUUGGACCAAAAGGCAAUAGAUUUGAAGGAGAAGAUAGGUUCUGGAAUUUUUUGUGAUGUGUUCAAGGGGGUAUUUUCCUCUGGACCAGUUGAAGUGCAAUUUGCAAUAAAAAUGUUGAAGAGCAGCAGUGUGCCUAAUCCCAAAAGUGAAAUUUUGAAGGAAGCUCAAACAAUGAUUGCUCUUGAUCAUCCACAUAUAGUGAGAUUAAUUGGUGUCUCUGAUAGUAAUGCUUUUAUGUUAGUCAUGGAACUGGCUCCAUUGGGUCCUCUUAGCAAAUAUUUGAGAGUUCACAGUGAGGUCGGUACUUGUGAAAUUCUUGUGCUCAUGUUGCAAGUGGCUUCUGCAAUGGAAUAUUUGGAGAGCAAGCAAUUUGUUCAUAGAGAUCUUGCUGCUCGAAAUGUGCUUCUGGUUAAUGAAAGUUUUGUAAAAAUUAGUGACUUUGGGAUGUCUAGAGCUUUGGGCUUGGGAAAAGAAUACUACAGAGCUGAAACAGCAGGAAAAUGGCCCUUAAAAUGGUAUGCUCCUGAAUGCAUUUAUUAUUUCAAAUUCAGUAGCAAAUCUGAUGUCUGGAGCUUUGGUGUUACUCUUUGGGAAGCUUUGUCCUAUGGAGAGAAACCUUAUCAAGGAAUGAUUGGGAGAGAUAUUUUGAGAAUGUUUGAGCGUAAUGAACGGUUGUCAAAACCGGAAGCCUGUCCAGAUAAUGUGUAUAGUGUCAUGAGGAAGUGUUGGCUAUACAAAGCGGAAGACCGGCCAUCUUUUUCCGAGAUUUAUGAAAUGCUGAGGAAUUGCAUUGGACCCAACUCAUAAAGUGCACUUGCAUGGUCGAUUCAUCUCAUCUUGAAAUGCAGAAUGGAUUUCAUCAUCUUUCAUGUCCAGUGACAGAAGACAUAAAAAUCAAUUUUCUAUAUCUUGCUCUCAGGAAAAAUCAUUCUCAUUCCAUUAUGGACAACUGUUCUUUCUGUGGACAUUCCAGUGGAUGCUGCAUUCAUUUUACUACACUUGUGCAAUGUCACCGUAGUCCUAACACUAUUUUUGUGGUUUGUACAGUUUUACAUUCUGCGUGGACUGAAAUUUGUAAACAAACAAAAAAAUGUCAUUUGUUACAAUGAUUGUACAGAUAAAUGAAUUAAUGUCUGGGACAUGUCUGCCCAUUGCUGCUUUGAGUAAUGCCAUUGGAACGCAUUGAUGCUCUAGUCAUUUUAGGAACAGCCAUUUUUUACCUUCUGUGUCUGUUCUUGGACAACAACAACAAAAAUAUGGUGUUAAUUCUAAAAAAAAAUAUUUUCAAUUAUUUCAUUAUAUACAUCUGUGUUUUUUUAUUCAAGGAAUAAAAGUGACCAAACGCUU
Messenger RNA from Argiope bruennichi, 4441 nucleotides. Its product is annotated as tyrosine-protein kinase SYK-like. Gene Ontology annotation, biological process: innate immune response; protein phosphorylation; cell surface receptor protein tyrosine kinase signaling pathway. Gene Ontology annotation, molecular function: signaling receptor binding; non-membrane spanning protein tyrosine kinase activity; ATP binding. Bases 485 to 3901 code for a protein of 1138 amino acids. Lineage: Eukaryota; Metazoa; Arthropoda; Arachnida; Araneae; Araneidae. The record is from RefSeq and is a predicted model, not a curated record. The transcript is spliced from 17 exons. Gene Ontology annotation, cellular component: extrinsic component of cytoplasmic side of plasma membrane.